This is a messenger RNA of Cryphonectria parasitica EP155, 750 nucleotides long. RefSeq lists its product as uncharacterized. Lineage: Eukaryota; Fungi; Ascomycota; Sordariomycetes; Diaporthales; Cryphonectriaceae. Bases 1 to 705 code for a protein of 234 amino acids. The record is from RefSeq and is a predicted model, not a curated record. The transcript is spliced from 3 exons.
AUGUCGAUUAAUAUCGAACAACUCAAGCUUGCAGAUCAGUGGGCUGGUCUGUAUAUCUACCCCGAGAACCAUCCCAGCGGACGGAGAACGGAUGGAGAAUCGGAUUUCACUAUAAAUACCGAACCAGAGGCCGACAAGAUCAAUAUUCAUGGUAGCGGCCGCGAUAAAGUUGGUGACUUCACUUUCAGUGGACACAUUGACAGAAAUACAACUGUGUAUUUCAAGAAAGAUUACGGCACCCACUGGUGGCACUAUACUGGCUCUAUUGAUGCGGAGACAAAUAUGAUGUACGGCAAAUGGGGCGUUGGCCAGGAAGGAGGAGGAGGGUAUUUUGCCUUCCACCUGGUGAAUGAGAAUGACGAAGCUGGGGAUGUUUCUGCCGAGGACCAGCUAGAGAAUACUAAGGGCGCUUGGUCGGGAUUCUAUACCUCGGCUGAGUCAGGUACUAGCCGGAGAUGUAACUUCGAAUUGGAUGGUCAAGUAGGAGGGAAUGGUGAUCUGCUCGCAGUCAAAGGCAAUGGAACUGGACCGACAGGGCCAUAUAGACUCACUGGUGUGGUGUCUAAGUCAGGCCAAGUGGUCUUUGCCAAGGUAUAUGAAAAACAUACAUAUCUUUAUCGAGGAACAUUAACAGCGGAUGGUUCCAUGAAGGGCCAGUGGGCUGGAAAGGGGAGCUCUGGUACAUUCUAUUUCGAACGCUCUUAGCCAUUAACACUAUUGAGUCUCUAGUUGAAAUCAACACUAUUCACC